CCAAUAAGAAUUUCAUCGAAAAAGACCAGCGAGAAUCGAGACAGAGAGAGAGACAACAAUGGCGCCUUCGUCAUCGAGCGGUUUGACCUUCAAGCUCCAUCCUCUAGUAAUCGUCAACAUAUCGGAUCACUACACUAGGGUCAAGACUCAGUUCAACCCUCCGCCUUCACUCUGUGCAACGGAAAAUGCCUCCAACAACGGCGAAGCAAUGUUGCAGCCUAACCCAAGGGUUUACGGAUGUGUGAUCGGUGUCCAGAGAGGUCGUACUGUAGAGAUCUUCAACAGCUUCGAGCUUUUGUUUGAUCCUUCCACUGAUACUCUCGAUAGAUCGUUCCUCGAGAAGAAGCAAGAGCUCUAUAAGAAAGUGUUUCCUGACUUCUAUGUUUUGGGAUGGUACUCUACGGGGAGUGACGCUGAGGAGUCUGAUAUGCUUAUCCACAAAGCUUUGAUGGAUAUCAAUGAGUCUCCUGUUUAUGUGCUUCUUAAUCCGGCAAUUAAUCACGCACAGAAGGAUCUCCCAGUUACUAUCUAUGAGAGUGAGUUGCAUGUCAUUGAUGGAAUCCCACAGCUGAUUUUUGCUCAUACAAGCUACACAAUCGAGACAGUUGAAGCUGAAAGGAUAUCAGUCGAUCAUGUUGCACAUCUUAAACCGUCUGAUGGAGGCUCAGCAGCAACCCAGUUGGCUGCUCAUCUUACUGGGAUACAUAGUGCCAUCAAAAUGCUUAAUAGCAGAAUCAGAGUGCUCCACCAAUAUCUAGCCGCAAUGGAUAAAGGUGAUAUUCCUUGUGAUAACUCACUUCUGAGACAAGUAUCUAGCCUGCUAAGAAGAUUGCCUGCCAUGGAAUCAGAGAGAUUUCAAGAUAACUUUUUGAUGGAGUACAACGACAAAUUACUAGUAACUUACCUAGCAAUGAUUACAAAUUGUACCAGCACCAUGAACGAGAUGGUGGACAAAUUCAACACUGCGUAUGACAGAAACUCUCGAAGAGGAGGAAGAACUGCGUUCAUGUAAAAGAUUCUUUCCAGCAGAUUCAAGCUCAAAAAGAUCUCCUCUUUUGAGGAUAGGACCACUCCUGCUUGCUCUUGGCUUUGGGUGCUUACAGACAAAAAUAAAAAAUAAAAGAUCUUCUCUCCAGAAAACUUGUUUGCAUUUGCCUCGGAGAUAAUUUAUAAAUAAGUCUUGGUCUUACUUGUGAUUGUUUCUAUCUAUAAGUAAGAAGCUUCUCCGUACUGAAAACUCUUGUUUGAUUUUUUUCCAAUUUUCCAUUGUUAGUAAAAAGAUUUUGCGAUUGAAGCUUUAUAAACUUUUUGUUACACCUAUAAGGCUUUAGAAUUAGGUUAUGUCUUGGAUUAUGUUAUGCCUAAUCCAAAAAGACAUCCAAAAAAGCACAAGCCACACAAAGGAAUGAAAAUAGAAAUAGCCUUUACCUUCCUCCCCAAGGUUUCAAACAAAUAUAAUAAAGAAAAUGAAAACAGAAAUUAAAAGUUAUUGUAAUCCCCAACCAAAUGCAAAAGUAAAAAGAAGAAGAGGGUAAAUCUUCAAAUCUGUGGUAAUCUACUCAUGAUCUGGUUAUAAACCGAUUGUCCGGUCUCCGAAACCGGUUCAACCUUUGGCUCCAUCCCUCUAUGCAUCAUAGCUUCACUCAUCACACCCGGUUGAGUCAUAUACGGAUGAGGCAAACCCGGUAAUUUCCCUUGACCAAACCCUAAACCAGGUAACGAAAGAUUAGCUAAACCGGUUUGUCCUAGACCGAACGAGAAACCGGAAGGAGGUCCCAAAUGCGGCUGGAAGCUAAACGGACGUCCAAACGGAGACUGAUUGUUCGCCGUGAGUUGCUGUCUCUCGUAUCUGCCACGUGGCUGCUCUUGGUAAUGGUGUGUCUGAGCGGCUGAAGCGCCGCUGUUACCGUUCCCACCGCCUCCGUGGCUGCUGUUACGUGCGGCGGGGACGUCGUGGUUGUGUUUGCCUUCGUAAGUGGUUAUAACGGAUUUGAGAUCAUGAGAAGCUCGCUCCACGUGUUUUCUCACUGUACAUCCAGGAGCAGUGCAUUUGUAAUAACUCCUGCAAAAGAAAAACAUGUCUUAGUGUGGUUCUGUAAUAAGAACAGAGGAGAUCACAACAAGAAGUAUAUAAAGAACCUUGGGUUUGGGUUUCCUUUGACUACUUUCUGACCAUACUUUCUCCAACGAUAGCCAUCGUCAAGAAUGUCAACAUCACUUGUUGUCUGAACAACGAC
Molecule: messenger RNA, 2237 nt
Organism: Eruca vesicaria subsp. sativa (arugula)
Lineage: Eukaryota; Viridiplantae; Streptophyta; Magnoliopsida; Brassicales; Brassicaceae
Source: the annotation of a GenBank genome assembly